UAUGCAGGAAAGAUGUCCCUUCCAUUCUGUCCUGAAAAGCUAGAAAUGUGGAAUUCCCCUGAGCAUGAUGUGAGGUUGGUUUCAGGGGUUCGUGAGAAUGGUUUAGAGGUUCACACUGACAUUAGGAAAGAUUCUCUGACUAAAAAUCUUCUACCAGUCGCACCUAAAUCACCUGAUUCUUUCACUUCUACUGGAACAGUUCCUCCCUUUUUGCUAACUCCCUUGCCUCUUAUUACGGAUAGCAAACUGCAUCUGCUAUGGCCCCAGCCUCAGGAAAUCCUGCAAACGGAAGGAGCGCCUUUCAGGACCAGGGGGACCCCUCUCCCUGUUGUCUUGGAUGCUGGAGCAGACACAACUCUUCAUGCAUCUCUUGACAUCUGGGAUGUUCAUCAGGAGAACUUUGCGUCGAACGGUGUGGGGUGUGUAGUGGAAGAUGUCGUCUGUCCAGAAGCUACCGAGAGUGGUAUAAUAUUCUGCCAUCUUUCACCAGGGUCCCAUGCCAGAUUUGAAAGCUAUAAGUUGAUCAUUAAAGAUAAGCGGAUCCGUAUUCUCUCUCCCGAUGUCAUCGGACUGCACUAUGCCCUCUGUACUCUAGGGCAGCUGUUUUCCCUGUAUAAUGAAGAUGGAGAAAUCUGUGUGCCUGCACUCUAUAUACAUGAUUGGCCUCAGUUGCAGCACCGGGCCGUUCUCCUUGACUUCUCUCCUGCUGCUAGGAAGCCUGACUUGGAAACAUUAAAGGGCUACAUAAAGGUCAUGUCUUUAUUGAAAUUAAGGCAACUUCACUGUUGUUACAAUCUGGAGAGUGGCUUUCCUUUCUCAAAUCGGGCUCUGCUUGAUUUGGCGAGGCAUUGUCGGCGACACUUUGUGGAUAUCAUACCGGUUGUAGAGUCGGAUAAAGAAGUUACAGCUGAAGACGUUGGUCAAUCUUUGCAUUGCCUUGUGAAAAUGUUUUCGACAAAAAAAGUUCAGGUUGGACCCAAUCUUUCCAAGAAGGUUCUUGCCUCAAAAGAAAUGAUGUCGCAUUUACCAAUGUUGCUGUCUAAUUGCAAGAUCUUCCUCUUUUUCGACCCAGCUGCUGAAUCACUUUCCAUGCUGCCUCUGAGUUAUGCCUUUGUGGAAGAUACAUCUCGGGUUGAGCAAGAUUUUGAUUCUGGUGCAAAAGAUCUCAUGUUGGCUGGAUUUGAUGUGUGUGUCGAAUCACAGACUGCAUCACAAGGCAGCAUUGCAGGUCGUUCUGAGCCUGCUGUUUCCAGCAUGCACCGUGCCUCUUUCUGUGCCUCUUGUCAUCGAGGCUCUUUUGGACUCUUGAUAUCUGACUACCAUGCACUACCCCAUCCUGCCCCCUUCUGCUUCAGCUGGCCUGGAAUCCUACUUGGCUUGGGACUUGCUUGGAACACCUCUGUGCACCAAGACUAUCUUCAUGCCCGUCUUCCAGAACUCUUGAACCGACAUGUGUACCGGGACCCGGAACAGGUCUUAGGUUACCUAAAUGUGGAGCUGGGCCGACUGGAAGACUUUCUGCAUGGCGCUGUGACCAACAAUGGCUCCCUUCAUACCCCUUCUGUACUGUACCAAAUGACUGUGGACCCAGACAUGGUGCAACUUGACCAUUUCACCCUUGAUCUGUUGCAACAAGUGAUCCGCCACACGAAGAAAUUUGAAGUGGAACUGUCCAAGUCAAAACCAACCUGUGACCAAUACACAGAGUGCAUCUCAGAAAUGAGGCUGGCCAUGGACCUGUUGCACUUUGCCUGCAGGCUGGGCAAAGCACUGGUAAGCACAGGCCUCAAUCCUUCUGGUGACUCAUGUGGCUUGGCCGUCAUCAACGUUGGGGUGAGCAAUCUGCCCAGCAUAGCCAAGACGGACCUUGCCAACAGAUUGCUGUCUGUGAGGGAACGUUUUCAAGCUGUGUGGCUUAGUCGCAACCUGCCCCGUGGCCUGGAGGCCUCUCUGUAUGUCCUUGAUGCCCUGCUCAGAAGGCUGGUACCUGAGGGCACCCCUCUACCCUCAGAUGUGCCCCCGAGCGAAGAUGAUUGACAUUGUAAA
Uloborus diversus is the source of this 2046-nucleotide messenger RNA. RefSeq lists its product as uncharacterized. Bases 13 to 2037 code for a protein of 674 amino acids. The transcript has 17 exons. Gene Ontology annotation, molecular function: beta-N-acetylhexosaminidase activity. The record is from RefSeq and is a predicted model, not a curated record. Gene Ontology annotation, cellular component: membrane. Gene Ontology annotation, biological process: carbohydrate metabolic process; glycosaminoglycan metabolic process. Lineage: Eukaryota; Metazoa; Arthropoda; Arachnida; Araneae; Uloboridae.